ACGACCGAGUCACCAAGAGGGUUAAUGUCAAGUGCUGGCGCAAUGGAGACGCAAUGAAGGAAAACACUACCUCAUUUUCCUCUUUCACACCCGAAACAGUUAGUAGUUCAUCCAUUUUUAUCCCAAGAUUUAAAAAAAUUAACAUCUACACAUCAUAUAUUUUCCCAACACCUUGCUGUAGACAUUAGUUGUCAAACGUUAAGUAACGUUGCGCGUUUGUAUCGCUCUUAUUUCCACUAAUACUCUCUGAACGCCCCGGCCUAUAAGGCCAGCCUUGGUGGCCAUUGAUUUACCUUACUUAGGCUAAUAGAGUGUAGCCUCUUGCUUGUUGAAUAUAAUUACUAAAUUAACCUAUUUGCUGUUUUUGGUAACGUUUAAGAUUCCAAUCGUAUCAAUUUAUUGUGCUGUAUUCAGACUGGAAAGGCAGCGUUCAGUAAGGGCUUACUUCAAAAUUUCAAUUGCUGCUUUAGUGUUACCAUUACGGUAAAACAUGGCAGCCUACUUGCCACUCAUGCGUUUAUGUUAGCUAGAAUGUUCUAGCGCCUUCGUGAGUCUGUACUGGAAGAGGAGUCACCCUUUUCGGCUCUCAGAAGGAUUCCGUGCUCGCAUCCAUCAAGUAUCGUGUUUAUAGCUUUUAAAAGUUAGAGCGACAUGGCAGAAGGCAGACAAAAUAGGAGAUAUCCUCAGAAUCUUCAGGGGGUGUUACAGUUGGCAAUCGAUGCCGGCUCCGGCGCAGACGGACCCACUGCCAUUGAACCCAUUUCACAGGAGAGGAGUUUGUGGUUAAGGGAGGCUCUUGCAGAUGUCUGCAAAGGUCAGAUGGAUGAAGUGGAGCAGAUGAAGCAGUGUUUGACAGUCCUGAACAAGGAGGAUGUGAACGGAGAGGAGGAUAGGGAUGACGAUGAGGAAGAUGAGCGGGAGUCAGCCUUUGAGUUGCUGUCAGAGUUGUGUGAGAAUCUUGACAACGCCAGAGAUCUGAUGGUUCUGGGGGGGCUGGACGUGUGCGUCGCCAAAUAUUUGUGUCACGCCCAAAGUGGGUUGAGGUGGCGCGCUGCCCAGCUCAUUGCUUCCUGUGCUCAGAACAUGCCGCAAGUGCAGGUCCACUUGCUAAAGAUCGGUGCUUUGCCAAAACUUCUACAGCUGACAGACUCGGACCCCCACCCCACAGUGAGAGUGAAAGCCCUUUAUGCAGUCUCAUGUCUGGUCCGAGAGCAGGAGGCAGGACUGGAGGCGUUUCUGUCUCAUGACGGCUUCUCAGUGCUGAUGAGAGGCAUGCAGUCUGAAGACGAGAAGCUCCAGACUAAGUCGGCGUUCCUUCUUCUUAACCUUCUCACAUCAAAUCCUGAACAAAAAGACACACUGAUCUCUAUGGGGAUGGUGCAGCAGCUGGUCUCAGUGCUCCGCACUCCACACUCACCUUUUCAUGAGCACGUGCUUGGCGCCCUUUGUUGCCUGGUGGAAGACUGUGAGAAGGGGCUAAAAGACUGCAGGGAUCCAUCUCUCAAUCUAGAAGAGUUAUUGCGACUGCGAGCCAGGGAGCUCCAAGGCAAAGAUGAAAGUCAGGAAGAACUGGAAUUCUGCGAGCGCCUGAGGAUGGCUUGUUUCCGUAGACACCAGUCAGACGAUCAUGGAAUGGACCGCUGACCUGUGAUGGAUUUUAUUACCUGAUUUUGGUGCUCUAACAUGUAACACGGAUAUUUGGAGUCAGGAUUAUGUCAUGAAAGCGUUGUUAGUUUAAACAAAACACAUUUAUGCAUGUACUGUAUAACUGACCCGUCCACACCAUCUCUUUGCUGUUUAAAAUUGUCAAUACUCAAAAGCAAAUUCAAUAUAUUUGUCAUUUUUAUUUCUCAGAGGGCUGUCAUUUCAGUUGUCUGUAAAACACGACUCAUACAUAUGGACGUUGUCAAUUUUCUUGUUAUUUAUUAAGAAAACACAAUGGUUUUAUACAUGAUCGGUUCACAUAGGCAACUCAUGAAACUAUCAGUGAUAUACUGUAAAUAUGUCAAACAUUUGGUACAGCUGCAGAAUCAAAUAAAAUCUCAUACAA
This is a messenger RNA of Dunckerocampus dactyliophorus (ringed pipefish), 2050 nucleotides long. RefSeq names its product HSPA (heat shock 70kDa) binding protein, cytoplasmic cochaperone 1 (gene hspbp1). NCBI's taxonomy places the organism in Eukaryota, Metazoa, Chordata, Actinopteri, Syngnathiformes, Syngnathidae. Bases 652 to 1644 code for a protein of 330 amino acids. The record is from RefSeq and is a predicted model, not a curated record. The transcript has 8 exons.